AUGGAAAUAAUAAAUUCUAAUAAAAAUAAUAAUAAAUUAUGUUAUGAGGGUUAUAUGUACGUUCGAAAACAUACAGGUAAAAGUCGUAUUGCGUGGCGUUGCAGUAAAGCAACCAUGCUCAAAUGUCCAGGUACCAUUUAUACAAAUAUUGAGAAAUCAAAAAUUCUUGAAAUUGAAACAUCUCAUAUUAUAACACAUAGACCAAAUACUAACGAAGUUAAGGUUAGCAAGUGUUACAAUGAAAUGAAAAUUCAAGCCAAAACCACUAAAACUAAUCCAGCGCACAUUUUUGGAGAGUGUGUUGCAAAAUUAGAUGACAAAAGUCAGAUGCCACCUGAAAAAAUAGUCAAGCGUACACUGCGAAACCAAAGGACAAAAAAUAACCCCUUAGACUCUGAUGAAAUAGUAGGUAAGUCAUUAAAAAAAUAUGAUUAA
Messenger RNA from Macrosiphum euphorbiae (potato aphid), 435 nucleotides. NCBI's taxonomy places the organism in Eukaryota, Metazoa, Arthropoda, Insecta, Hemiptera, Aphididae. The record is from the annotation of a GenBank genome assembly.